AUGUUUUAACGAGAAUAAAGAAAUACUACAAGUUCUGGUUAUUAAAGUUCUUCAAAUGCAUAUAUUAUGGCAAUGAGAGCACUUUAGGAAAAAAUAAAAGUAAUGGAAACUUAAAAGUUUGAUUUUUAACCUUCUAAUAAUAUGAAAGUUAAAGAAGAUGAAACAUUGUCAUAGCAAAUACAAGAAUUGAGAAAUUAAAAUGAAACAUUAUCUAUGUAACUAUAAAGACAAUAAAAUGAUAAAGAAAAUAUUAAUAAUUAUAUAUUAUAAAUUGAAGCUUUAUAAUAGGAGAGAUAUACAUAAUUGAAAGAAUAUCAAGAUAGGGUAGGAGAUCUAAUUAAAAAGAUAGAAGAUGGUAAGAAGGAGAGAUAAGAAAUGUAAAGUUAAAUUGAUUAAUUGUAAAAGUAAUUAGAAUAUUAUAAAAUAAAUGAGAGAGGAAUGAUGUAGAAGGUGGAUUAACAAAAAUUAGAGGAGAACUAAAAAUAGAUAGAAUAAGUAUUAGAUUUGAAGCAGAGAUUGGAAUAAGGAUAAUAAUAUGUAAAAAAGCUAGAAAAGAGAUAUGAAAAAUUAUAAAUUGAGAAAAAUUAAUUAGAAUCAAAUUAUUUAGAUUAUAAAGACCGAUGUCCAUUGUUGAAAUUAUAAGAAUAUGAAAAAUAAAUAUAAACAUAUAGAGGUUAAUUGGAAGAGAAAGAAAGAGCAUUUUUAAGAAUGAUGGAAGAGAUAUCAAAUUAACGUUAAUAGACAGAGGAUUAAUUGACUAGAAGAAUAUAGGAAUUAUUAAAUAAGAGUAAUCAAUUUUAAUCUAUAAUACAUAAAUUAACAAUUGAACUAAAAGAAGUAAGCUUAAAGUACUAGUAAUUAUAAUUAAGAUUGGAAUAUGAGGAAAAAAAUAAUAGAUAAAAUAGAAAUAAGUUAAGAAAUGUAUCUUAUUCUGAAGAUUAAGAUCAUUAUAUGGCAAUAAAUAAAUUAUAAUAAAAUUAGUAGAAUAAUUAUAAUAUGAAAAGUUCAAAUUUGAAUUUUGAAUAUUUUUAACCUUAAUAUUCUUCUCCUAGAUUUGAAUAAAAUUUAGUGAAAUAAAAUGUUUUAAAACAAGCAAUAAAAGAUUAUUUGGAUGAUAUAAAAUAAGGAACUCCUUAUAAACUUGAUAUACAUAACUUAAGUCAAGGAGAUUAAAGUGUAUAAUGGUAGUAAUCAAAAAAGAAAUUAUUGUCAACUCCUAUGUCAGCAAGAAAUAAUGAAACAGAAUAAUAAUUAAAAUUAUUGAAUGAUAGAUAUGAGUAGUUAAUUAGAUAAGCUUAAAUGUAAUCAGAUUUUAAGCAAAAAGCUUAAAUUCGAAAAGAAUUAUUAGACAUUGCUGAAUAAAUAAAAGAUUUUAAUAAGAGACAAUGA
This is a messenger RNA of Paramecium sonneborni, 1389 nucleotides long. The record is from the annotation of a GenBank genome assembly. NCBI's taxonomy places the organism in Eukaryota, Ciliophora, Oligohymenophorea, Peniculida, Parameciidae.